AUGCCGCUCAACGGCACCAACGACAUGGAGCUCGUCGCUCGCUUGUCGAUCAGCAGUGCCACGUCCAAGGCCAAGGACAUCGAGGAGGGCGGCUACACCGGCAUCAAGACCCCCGACACGACCGGCGAGAAGGCCGGCGAGAAGGUCGGCGAGUACGAGGGCGGUGCGCUGCGCCCCGGCGGCAUGCCGGUGCUCACGAGCAAGGAGAACAUCGGUCUGGUCUUCCAGUACGCCGUUGUCGGCCUUGUGUACGGCGUGCUGCCGGCCACGAUCUACCCGUUCAUGCAGCAGUACCUCAACUGCUCGGGCUCGCAGAUCGCUGCCGCCAAGCAGCUCGUGGUGCUGCCCUGGAGUUUCAAGGUCUUCUACGGCAUGAUGUCGGACUGCCGGCCGAUUUUCGGCUACCGUCGCCGCCCGUACAUGCUCAUCGGCUGGAUCAUGAGCAUCGUGACGCUGCUGAUCAUGGCCAUCAUGCCCAUUGGCAAGCCCUACUACACCGUCGCCUCGGACCGUGACAUCGCGGUGGCCGACUACACGGACGAGAUCAAGAACCGCAUCAACUACGACGCGCCGUCGCAGGGUGCCAAGUACGUCAUCAUCAUGUUCUUCUCGGCUUGCGGCUACGUGCUCUCGGACGUCUGCGCCGACAGUAUCACGUGCGAGCUGGCCCAGCAGGAGCCUAUUGCCAAGCGCGGCAAGACGCAGUCGGCCAUCUACGUCGUGCGUACGGUUCUCGUCAUCUUCGGACAGCUGCUGACCGGUUUCUUCUUCAACGGUGAGGACUACGGCGGCGACUUCGACUUCUCGCUGAGCUUCCCGCAGCUCAUGAUCAUCGUGACGGUGCUAUCGCUGCCGGUGCUGCCGGUGACCUGGUACUACAUCAAGGAGGACAAGUCGGAGCCGGCCAACUUCCGCCAGUACAUCAGCGACUUCUGGGACCUGAUCUGCUCGCGCGCCAUGUACCAAGUGAUUGCCUACAACUUCUUCGCCGGCAUCUUCGCCACCUUCACGUACACGGCCAGCUCCCCGGUUGCUUCCGUCAUGGUGGGCGUCACCCCCAUCAACAGCACCGUCAGUGACAUCCUCAGCAACCUGCUCUUCAUGGCCGGUAUCAUGAUCACGUCCAAGUGGGGUCUGCACUGGAAUUGGCGCUGGAUGACCGUUGCCACGGGAAUUGUGGUGAUCGUCGUGGACUGCACAGUCUCGCUCUUGGUUAUCUGGGACGUGUUCCGCAACCAGUGGUUCUGGCUGGGCCCUCCGAUCGCCGUCCAGCUCCCGUACGGCGUGGGCUGGAUCAUCUCGACCUACGUGGUCGUGGAGCUGGCUGGCAUGGGCAACGAGGCCGCCGUCUACGGUCUCAUCACGACCGUCUCGAACGUGGCGCAGCCGUUCGCCACGUCGCUGACGCUCGCCAUCGACGGCCAGUUCGACAUCACCAACGAGCGCAUCAAGCUGGAUGACCACUCGGUCCGCAUGGACAUCACGUACACGAUCAUCAUCAUGUACGUGGCCAUGGCCUUCUCGUGGGUCUUCCUGUACUGGCUGCCCCGGCAGAAGGAGGAGACGCAGGAGCUGCUCCGCAAGGGCGGCCACAGCAAGCUCAUCGGCGGCGUCACGGUUGCCUACCUCAUCUUCGCCAUCAUCUGGUCCAUCAUGACCAACAUCAUGGCCAUCUUCGACAGCACCUCGUGCCUGAUCAUCGCUGGCGGAACCGGCUGCUAA
Molecule: messenger RNA, 1722 nt
Organism: Phytophthora sojae
Lineage: Eukaryota; Oomycota; Peronosporomycetes; Peronosporales; Peronosporaceae
Exons: 1
Coding region: 1-1722 (573 amino acids)
Source: RefSeq, a predicted model, not a curated record